CGCUCUUGCAAAGCACCACACCAACACGUCAAUCACAGCACCUUCAACUCCUAAUACCAUGAAGUCCAACACUACUCUAUCUCUGCGCCUCAUGGCCCUUGCUCUGGCCACCAACGCGGCUUUAACCUCCCGCACAAUUGAGACAGACGUUGUUGUCGUAGGUGGCGGCCUCUCCGGGCUCACCUCUGCCUAUGAGCUGCACAUGGCGGGAAUCAACACCGUCGUGCUCGAAGCCCAGGACUCCCUUGGUGGCAAGUCUCGAUCCAAAGAUCUGGGCGAUGGCAAGGUCAUUGAACUGGGCGCCACAUGGAUCAACAACAAAACGCAGAAACAUGUCUACAACCUCAUGCAGGUGUUCGGGCUAGAGACGGCGGUGCAAUAUCUUGCGGGGGAUCCGGUCUUUCAAGGAUCUGAUGGCAAGGUGACACGGUUGAACGACAGCACUCUGGUCAAUACUGAAGACGUCGUUGCCGCGUACCUGGAGGGACAGGCCGUUCAGACGAUUCACAAUUUGUCUCAAAAGGUUGACCUUCGCGAUUUCGACGCCUUUUCGGCUGACCAAGAUGUUACAGUCGCUGAAUGGCUUGUCGAGCAGUCCUUUGGCCAGCACCCGCACGUCGUGGACAUGGUUACUCACCUCUCAACUGCCCUGGUUGGGAGGGAGCCCGAGGAGAUUGGCAUGCACUACCUUCUCGACUACAUAGGUUCUGGUGGAGGAAUUAUCAGUCUCUCCACUGAUGAUGAAGAAGGGGCUCAAUACCUAAAGGUGAAGAAUGGAACAACCUCAAUCGUAACAAGUCUAGCCUCCACUCUCCCCGCAGACCGCAUCCACCUCUCAUCUCCCGUCGUCGGUAUCAACAGCACAAACUGCAAAGCCGGCGCCGUCGUGACCACGCAAUCCGGACAGCGCUUCCACGCAAAGAGAGUCAUCCUCGCCAUCCCAACUAACAUGUAUAAAGACAUCACCUUUACUCCCAGCCUCCCGACCCGGAAACAAGCCAUCAUCUCAAACACGAAGCCAGGAAUCUACGCCAAAGUGAUCCUCUCGUACCGCUCCGCCUGGUGGCGCGAGGCCAAGCUUGCCGGCAAGUUCACCAGCCGUGCCGCCUCCGGCCCCAUCUGCUUCUCAUGGGACACGUCGGACCCUGCAUCAGACCAGUACAGCUUGGCUGUGUUUAUUGCGGGCGCCAAGGCGACGGCGUGGCAUUUGCUGCCGGACGACGAGGCCAAGGUCGCGGCUGUGGUGGAGCACCUGGCUGAGCUGGUCGGGGGCGAUGGGUCCGAGGCGGAGGCGGCGAGGGACACGCUUGCUGUCAACUUUGUCGAGUGGACGAUGGAGGAUUGGCUCGAGGGCGCACCGACUGCGUCCAUGGGCCCGGGCUUGUUGAGGGAGUAUGGGGAUGCGCUCCGGGAGUCAUUUGGUCCGUUGCAUUUUGGUGGUGGUGAGACGGCGUUUGAGUGGAAGGGGUACCUGGAGGGGGCUGUCCGAGCUGGGAAGAGGGUGGCAGAAGAAGUCAGGGAGGCCCUUUGAUGGGGAUCAGGGGUUGAAUUUUCUAUAUCUGCCCUGUUGUUGGCUUAAAAGGUUACACUUGGAUAUAUGCCCUUUUAGUGUUGUGCGCUGAGAAUUGAGAA
Messenger RNA from Pyricularia grisea, 1632 nucleotides. RefSeq lists its product as uncharacterized. Gene Ontology annotation, molecular function: oxidoreductase activity. The record is from RefSeq and is a predicted model, not a curated record. The transcript is spliced from 3 exons. Lineage: Eukaryota; Fungi; Ascomycota; Sordariomycetes; Magnaporthales; Pyriculariaceae. The coding region runs from base 59 to 1531 and encodes 490 amino acids.